Messenger RNA from Zymoseptoria tritici IPO323, 1836 nucleotides. RefSeq lists its product as uncharacterized. The transcript is spliced from 5 exons. Gene Ontology annotation, molecular function: protein binding. Lineage: Eukaryota; Fungi; Ascomycota; Dothideomycetes; Mycosphaerellales; Mycosphaerellaceae. The coding region runs from base 1 to 1836 and encodes 611 amino acids. The record is from RefSeq and is a predicted model, not a curated record.
AUGGAAGCCUCCUCCAAGCAUGGUCCACGAAGAUUCGUGACUCAGGCACAAAGCGCAGCAGCGGCUGUCGCAGCGGCCUCAACUUGUCAUGGAACCCACCAAAGCCUGCAGCAGAUAGCAAGCGCUGCCGCACAGGCAGCAAAAUCCGCUUCAAGCGCGGCCGCGACACUACGACGAUACGAUGAAACUGGCAACGCUUUUCUUGUCGGCACUCGGCUGCGGAGGAUUGUGCGCCGGUCGUUCACUGAAGCCUGGGAGCCGGUCGAAGAUAGCAGCAGAGUUUGGGAGUCGCUUCGAGCUCAAGUCUCUGACUGUGAGGUGUCUGUUGAGCAGCUCCAAGUGUCCCUCGCGAAACUGCCACAAAUCAACAGCUUUCAUCUUGGCCCUUUAUUGGAAGCGCUGACGCUGCAUAUGGAUGCCCAUGAAGUCUCCUAUCUCGGACGGAAGCGCGUUGAUCAUAGACUCAAGGUCGAACUCUUCUUUCUUGGAGAGUGCCGGGAUCGAUUGGCCUCUCUCAGAGCAGAGAGGCGCAAGAUGACGCUUGAAGAUGCCUCUACCGGGAGCCAAAUCCUAAGAAGAGGCCGAAAAACGUAUUCUUGCGGCGAAGCGCUCUACUCAGCCAGUGUACACGGUGGCUCGGCUCUCGAGGUCAUUGCCGGACGGACGAAUGAUGAUCUGCAAUGGCGAAGGAGUGUGGCUAUCACAGUGGACUACCUUGACAUUACAGAGAAGUUUCCGCAGGCUGGAGCUUCAUUGCAGUCGUCACCCGUCAUUGAUUGGCACGUCCAACGGCAGACAGGAGGCAUCAGGGCACCUCCUCCACCUUACUGUCCUCGUUCACCUUCCGCAGAUCUCCAGCAAAGGCUUGACAAUCUGCGCCUACCAGAUGGCCAUUUUGAAAUCAGCCAUCAUAUUCAUCUCGCACGAAAUUGCCUCAAGGCUGCACAGGCGGCUUUUCUUGAGGAACGCUACCGCCAAUGUCGUGCGGACGUCCAACAAAGCUCAGAACUAGCCAGAACAUUACCCGUGCAGGACGAACAACAAGUCGACUCUCUGGACCGGGUACGACUGAAUGCACUUUGCUCCUACCAUCUCGACUCUCCAAGGACCGCCCUCGAGUCGCUACAUUAUGCCCUUACCUUCGUCGAAAGUGCAGCUCGACAUCCCAAGGACUUCAUCGCCAUUCACCAGGCUCUGGCGGAACUGUACACUGAGAUGUCCAACUUCACUCAGGCGGAAAUAUGGUGUCAGAAGACACUGGAUGCCGCAAGAGUGUGUUUUCCGCCCAAAUCAACCUCAAUUUCAGAAGCAUAUGCGUUGAUGUCCGCCAUCAAGGCCUUUCAGAAAGACGACUUCGACGCCACGUACUACAUGGAUCUGAUCCCUCCCGAGCAGCUGUCAAUGCCGAGCAUGUGCAGAUUGAUCCUGCUAAGACGGUUUCUUCCAAGAUCUUUGACUAUCUUCACCAAUUUCGGCGAGCUGGUACUUCCGUGCAAUGCAAAGAAACUAACGGCCGAAGAACGUAGCGAUCUGCUUGCCCUCAGCGGUCUGGUCCGGAACCACUCACUCAGGAUUCGAAAGGCGGAUUCACACAAAACAAGCUCGCACCGCGAAGUUCUGUCGAUCUCACAGGAUGACGAAAGCUGCGGGCCUGUAAUCCAUUUGUACGUUACGCCGGCAGGGUACUCCUGGGGUGUAGACAAGGAUAAGCUGAUCCGUAUCAAUGGCGAUGUCAGCUCGAUGACGAUGCAGAAGAUCGAGGCGGCGUUGAAUUCUUCGUGGUAUAGAAAGCGACGCCAUGUCGAAGUCGAGUGUACUCAGCUCGAGUUCGACUAA